This is a messenger RNA of Strongylocentrotus purpuratus (purple sea urchin), 1611 nucleotides long. Its product is annotated as neuropeptide Y receptor type 6. Gene Ontology annotation, molecular function: neuropeptide Y receptor activity. Gene Ontology annotation, cellular component: membrane. Bases 42 to 956 code for a protein of 304 amino acids. NCBI's taxonomy places the organism in Eukaryota, Metazoa, Echinodermata, Echinoidea, Camarodonta, Strongylocentrotidae. Gene Ontology annotation, biological process: G protein-coupled receptor signaling pathway. The record is from RefSeq and is a predicted model, not a curated record. The transcript is spliced from 5 exons.
ACGUUGUGCUGCAUCCACUCCAGGCCAGGUCCUUUGUGACGAUGGGGAGGGCUAAAAGGGUCAUAACAGCUCUUUGGUUAGCUUCAUGUAUUUUUUCAAGUCCCGCCAUAUUUAGCAAGAAAGUAACCGCCCACUACUGGGAGGAAGAGCUCGAACCUUAUUCGUAUACGUGUAACAACGCCUGGCCUAGCGAGGCCAUGUCCAUCAUAUACUCGGUAUACCUGUUCCUUCUUCUGUUCUUCGUUCCUCUGUUGAUUGUCUCCUACGCCUACAUGAGGAUAGCGUGCCAUCUAAACAGUACAAGGGAGCGUUCAUCAGGGGAGUCUAAUGGUUCACCGUUUAACAGACCGGUCCUGUCGAGAUACCGGGUAUGGUACCGGAAUACAUCAGGGUGGUCCAGUGGUUCGUCGUUCGUCCGCAGAGCCGAAGCCGCUAGUCAGGCCAACGGGGUUACCAUUGAUGAUGAUACAACCGAAGCGGACGCCUUGCGUUCGGAGCCAAGCAGGGUGGAAAACCUGAAUGAUUCGCCAGCUCCCAGAAGGCAUCGUGGGACCAGUGAGGGUGACAAGAUACAGAGGGUCAUAACAAUGUUGGCCAUAGUGGUGGCGCUCUUCAUCCUGAGUUGGGGUCCGCUCCUGACGUACACCUUGAUCUAUCGUUUCAUCGACGACAUGCCCUACAACACCCACGCCGUUCUGAGUCUCUUCCUCCAUCUUCUAGCCGCCUGCAACAGCUGUGUCAACCCCAUCAUCUAUGCGUUCCUCUCCAAGAACUUUCGGCAGAGUUUCAAACAGCAUUUUCCCGCGUCUUCCUUGAUGAGAAUUACAGGACUCGAGAAGCUAUAUCGGGGGAUGUAUCCAUGUCAAGGCCUCGCACGACAAGUUUACAGCUUCAAGUGUUCGACUGACAUCUGUUCCCUGAUUCGAAAAGGAAUGCUGACUGUAAACGGGAUUUAGAGUUGGGUUGGGGUUUUUCCAUCUUGAGAAUUUAGAACAAAAUUUGUUCUCUUUAUUAAAAGGAAAAUACAACCUUGAAAGACCUUUAUUCUACAGGAAAGCAGAAACUGAUCAAAAAGAAACCUGGUGAAAGUUCGAAAGAAAUCGGGCAGGAAAUGAGAAAGUUAUGGAUUUUUUAAAAGUUCUAAUCACAUACGUAUGCAAGUUUUUUUUAAUAUUUGUUUUUACAUUGAUGUGAGUUUUUUUUUCUUUCUCUAUGUCAGGGUAUUUGAAUAAGCAUUCCAAGUUUAUGUUGUACAUUUUGUUUGGGGGAGAGGUUAAGAAUUGAUCCUCAUUUUUUAAACGAUGUGUACAAAAUCAUAUACAGAAAAUCAAUGGAAAAUCAAAAAUGGUUGCGUUGAAAAGAGCCGAAAGGUAGAUGCUUCAAAUUUUGUGAGGAAUUCUAGCGGUUGAACAAAAGAAUUUUCCAACGAUAAAUCUUUUCAUAAAACAGUAAAUGUAAAUAAUACAAUAACAGAAAUAGUAAUUGUGUUUGAGAAAGAUGAUGACAUCAUCUAGGAUGUUUUCAUACUAUUGAUAUAUACUGUACUGGUUCUGCUGCUGCUGUUACUACAACCGUUAUUACUACUACUAAUGAUAAUAAUACUACUACUGC